GACGCUUGUUCUUGUAGCAGAAGAAAACUUUGUUUUAUUUUCCAAUCUGUUGAUGAUAUUUAUCUCUUUAUUCAUCGAUUCUCACGGUGUUCAACAGUUUUGCUGGAGGAUUAUGCGUGCCGUGCAUUUUGUUGCGAAAUACUGUGCAUAAUAUACUGUUACGUUAGGGUCCAAUGACGAAAUUCAACUCAAAAUCUGCCGUACGUGAUAGUUUUGACGAAGAAGAGGCUAGUGAUGAUGUCGACGAUGAAGUUUUUAUCCGUGAUGGCAAGAAUGGGUACAAAAUGGAUGAAGAGAGUGGCCUCAAAAAGCCCCUUAUGCCGUUGAGGAGGCGUCAAAAACCUGCUUAUUUUGCUCCCGGUGCCACUCAAGACACCAAGAGUAGAUGCAAAAUUUUCUUCGCUCCCUGUUGCUAUGGCUUUGCAGCUCUUUCAAUACUUUUGGGUCUUCUAGCCCUUUCUGUGAUCAUCAUAAACUAUUUCCCUUUGCCAUUAAGUAAACUUCUUGUGUGGUUUGGAAAGAAUAGUCAUCUGCCCAACCAAAAAUUAAUUCCUUGCACUGAGCUAGUCACUUCCGACGUUUGGGUACAGACAUUUCCUAAGUUGACAUCAGAAACUGCAGUUCGUCUCAGUGACGUUAAUCAUGAUGGGGUACUAGAUGUAAUCCUGGGAUAUGGUACAGGAACGGAUGGAAGAAAUGUUCCUGACUUUGUUUGCACACUGUAUUUUGGACGUGAUCCCCCUUGUCUUGGUGGGAUUGUUGCACUUAAUGGUAAAACUGGUGAGAUAUUGUGGCAACACUGGACUCGACGUCCAGUUUUCUCCGUGGACUGUAGUGCUGAUUUAACCAAAGAUGGAGUAGAUGAUUGUUUGGUUGGUGGCAAAGGUGGUUUGCUUCAUGUUGUCAAUGGUCAUGAUGGGAGUUUACUAUGGCAUCUUGAAGAUCAAUUAGAGCGCCAGCAGACUGAAGUUGUUCUCGAUGUGUAUUCAGCUCAGUACAUCCCUGAUGUAGAUGAUGAUGGUUUUAUUGAUGUAAUAUCAUCUCAUACAGUUUCUGACUUAUCAGGAAACAGUGUUAAAGGGCAUUUAAUUGUUAUAAGUGGCAAAGUGGGACGGAUGCUGCGUAUGAUUGAGAUGCCCGGAAGCUCUGAAAGCUAUUAUGCACCUCAACUGCUUGUUCGUCCUGAUGGUGAAAAGGUUAUCUUAAUUGGGACGGGUGGUACAGCUAGCCACUCAUGGGGGGGUCUUCACGCAGUAUCCUUGGGGCAGCUGGCUGGGACCGAUAAGGUUCCGUUUAAAACUUUGCUGACAAGUGACUCUCGAGGUGUCAUGUCACCUCCUGUACUAAUAGAUAUUAAUCAUGACGGGACUGAGGAUAUUGUGGUUUCCCUUUUCAAUUCUACUGUUGUAGCUGUGGAUGGAAAGACAUUUGAAACACUUUGGAAUUAUACUUUCCCCAACUCCCAGACUUUCAGCCCUCCUACCCCUGGGUAUUUCAAUGAUGAUGAUACUCCAGAUUUCCUAGUGAAGUAUCAAAAUGGGCCUGAUUAUCCAGUGUACUUUUAUUCUGAGAUGAAUAUAUUGGAUGGAAAAACUGGAUUGCCUUUGAUAGAAAAUUCGGUUGUUGAUUCGGUUGGGUCACAGAUGGGUGGAUUGUCCUUGAGCAUUGAGGGCUUUGGAAAUGACUGGUUCCUUUAUUGGAUGGCCAACUGUGUUGGACAUGAAGGAUCUCAAAAUCCCUUCUCUUUUGCAAAAGGAAGUGAUAUAGUUGCUCAAAGUCAAGCUGAUGUGUGUAGACUUCGUUUUAACAGUACCAUGAAAACAGCUCUUCUUGCAACCAGUCAACACAUUGAUACCCCAGGGUUCCCCAUAUAUUCUUCUGACAAAAGAGAAUCAAUUGAAUACAAUAACUCAAAGAGAAUUUUUGAUGAAGCUGGAAGGUAUCUUGCUUCUCAUCCGGAUUUUAAAAGUAGAUUUGGGGCUCAGGAUGACUUAAUGAAAAUCACUGAUUUUGAUGGAAUGCCGUCUGAUAAAUUGACAGUCAAUAGGCAACCAUUACCCUUUAAGAGCAUUGCUUUCAAGCAAAGCCCGUCAGUAUUGAAUAGAAACAGGAAUGGAAAAGAUAGUGGAACAGGAAGUUUGGGAGACCCUGACUAUUCACUCAUGAAAGUCAACCAGAUGAGGAAGCAACCGAAGGACUAUAGCUCAGACUCUGAUACACAAGACUGGCGCCUGGAAGAGUCUGCAAAAAAUUAUGGGUCUUUGUAUGAGCCUCAAUCUUCGGACAAUCUAGACCAAGAUUACGAGAGCCCGGUUAUACCCAAUGGUGAUCCAGCCUCUCCACGUCUUGGGGGACUAUUCAAUAGUUACUUGUCAGGAGGGGUACAGCGAUCUCCUAACUAUGACAGUAUGUUUCACGAACAGCGACGUUCUGGUUCUAGAAGGUCGAGACAAAUUCUAAUGAAGCCUACACAGGAAAAUCAACAUAAAGCAAAUUUUAGAUUCAAGAGGGAAAUGUCUGACAAACUGAUCAACAAAAUUACUCUUGAUGGCGUAUACAAUUCAUCAAAUUUUAAAGGAUUUUAUCCUUUAACAUCUACUGGUACAUUAGCACCUCCACUGUCAGGGGUUGGCAUAGACUUGGUAUUCAUAUCCUAUUGGAUACCACCUAGUGAUGGUGUGCAGAUUCUUACCAAAAAAGAUAUUGACUGCAUGAAGCAAGGUGUCUCACGUGCAGCUAGUGAUGAAACUGACAAGUAUGCCAACAUGGAUCAAGAGUCUGUGGAACUAGCAAUAACUGCAGAAUGCCUCUAUCAACGAUUUUCAACAGAUUCGUCUAUUUCACGGGAUGGUCGAUUAGAACCUCAUCCUGGGUUUCUGGCUAAAGUUUCUGGUGCACCUUCAUCCACUUACAAAACUAUGAACAUGCGACUUGGGCAGCUAACUAUUUACCGAUUGAAUGUACAAUGUAAAUGUCAAAAAACUGUUUCCAAGCAUGAGUCCUGUGCAAACAUUUUACCGUUUAAUCAACAAAGGUGGCCUUCUUACAUGGGUCAUGAUGGCAGAGGGUACUUCCAUCAAAAUUGAUCAUUACUUUCAGUAUUUUGGUCUAGCAUCAUGUACUUUGUGGAACUGUCACAAAAUGAAUCCAAAUUCAUUAUCCAACAUCUGGAUACAUAUAGUUGAGGAUUUGCAUGUACUGUGUGCAGACAGAUUCCAAAUACCCAUGCUAACAACCAUGUCUUUUCUUGGUUUUUAUGCAAUUAAAUGUGCAUAUCUGCAUGUCAGUGCCUUAUCAUAAAUACCUAAAACAGAAGUGUUUGGUCACACUUCAUACCUAAAAAAAUUGACUUUUUGACAGUUUAUUUUGAAAUGUUAAGCGUAGUCAAUUAGAUUUUUUUUUUUCACUAUUGAUAGCCUGACAUUUUUCCAGAGGUCCCCUUGAGUUUGGUAUGAAAAUAAUGAAAAGUUGCUCUAACAAUGUCUCACCCAGAGUCACCCUUUCAUGUCACUUCGCUCUCAAAACAUACUAUAUUUUGCAUUUACCAACCCAAAUAUAGUUUUCUGGCACAAAUUCCAUGAAGAAAUUCAAUACUAAGCUUGCACAGCACGAGAAGUGUCCAGAAACUACAAAGUCAUACUCUUCAAAAAUAUGUUGCGGCUACAUGUUAGUUGUGUUAAUUUUUUUCAUUAAACUUGCUCUAAUAAAUAUACUCAUGGAGAGAAAUUUAAAGUUCUAAUUGACGUAAUAAGAGUGAUGUGAUGUGACUUGAGGUGACUUGAGACAUUGUGAAAGACUUCAGAGCUACAUCCAGACAAGAGGGGAGCUUGGGUUGCUGUGGGGUCUCUGAGUCUGCACAGAGAACUAGAACGCAGCCUCUGCGCAGGCUCAGAGACCCAAGCGACCCUCUUGUCUGGACAGAGCUUAGAACUCAUGCUCUAUACUGUACUGUCUGUAUCUCUUUCUACUAACAAGUUACUUUAAAGGGUGUUUGUUGCUGUGAAAAUUUUUGCUAAGUUGCUGUGUUGGAUAGUCACAAAUAGUAUGCUAGUAUUCAUUGGAGGAUACCUUAUGGCAUUUCUAUUUUUGCACUAUCAUAUCUUACUAUAUUGUAUAAUUCUUCAGAAAAGGUGUAUCUUAUAAUAAGUUACCUAUCUUCAGUAUAAUAUCCAUCAAAUAUUUUCAACCACAUGAAACACACUGUGUUUGGUAAGUUUUACCCUCUUAUGCAAUCUGAAAAUAGUGCAGUUUUUUUUUUUUUUAUAUACUUCCUUGGGUUUUAAAUAAAUCCAAAAUCCUUAUACAUAAGCAUGUUUUAUUUUUAAAAAUGGUUUUUCAAUUCAGCUUAGCUCAUCUGUUAGCAUUGUAACUUGGUGUGUCAAACCUUAAAGAUAAGUAUUUGUCAUAGAUGUAAAUGUUCUAACUUGUGAAGGCCUACCUUAAUUUUAUUCUAAAUUAUUAUAAGGUCCCUCUGAAAAGAAAGAAAAUAGUCUGAUAGCAAUAGAGCCAUUUCAAAAUCAUUUUCACUCCCAAUAGUGAAUUUGAAACUUUCUCCAGUUCCUUUACAACAUUUAAUUAAUCUUGAAAAAUAUCUUUAAAAAGAAAAAAAAAUGUGUGUUAUUUGGUGGACAGUAGUGACAUUUCUUAGCUCCUCAAACUGAAGCAACUUUGAUACACGAGAUUGUGCUUCCUUACCUAAUGAGCUUUGAGAUGAAUUCAGGGAUUUAGUAAUAAGUACCUAGACAUAUAUCGUAUUUGAUUGAUAAAUACAUAUUUUUCAUUAAUGCAAGAGGGAUAGGUUCAUUAAAAAAGAGGGGUAGUUGGCUGGUGGAUUCCAUUUUACAUUUUAUUGUCUUUUGUCCUGAUUAAAAUACACUAUAAUUAAUAAAACAGAGUUUUAGUUUA
Frankliniella occidentalis (western flower thrips) is the source of this 4905-nucleotide messenger RNA. RefSeq lists its product as uncharacterized. Bases 174 to 3086 code for a protein of 970 amino acids. The transcript has 15 exons. The record is from RefSeq and is a predicted model, not a curated record. Gene Ontology annotation, molecular function: protein binding. Lineage: Eukaryota; Metazoa; Arthropoda; Insecta; Thysanoptera; Thripidae.